CAGUUUAUUAAAAGUCGUCAGUCUCAGCUGUUGUUAUUAUUUUUCUAACCAAAAAAGUCAUAUAUUAAUUCAAAUAAAUUUUAAAUAUUAAUAAUGAUAUCUCGAAGUAGUUGCUACAGGAAACUAAUAAGUUUUAUUAGAAAUAAAGAGAUUUCAAGAAAAUACAGUGUUAUAUCUGCAGUUUUAGAGAAACCAAAUGUCGGCGAUAUAACCGAGAUAAAGGGUUGGGUCAAGAAUUUACGGAAACAGAAAGACCUUAUAUUCGCCGAUGUUAGUGAUGGAUCUUGUGCUCAAAAACUACAGAUUGUUAUCCCAAAAAAUCUUGCGUCCGAUUCAUUAACUUAUGGUUCUUCAGUGAGUAUUACUGGCAAAUUGUCCAAAAGUCCCAGGGGACAGUUGGAACUGGUCGCAGAGGAUGUCAAAGUUUUAGGAACCUGCGUAGUAUUAGAUGGUUAUCCAUUUAACCCUAGGACUACACAUCCACCGGAAUAUACACGCCAAUACUUACACUUACGUUCCAGAACGAAUUACACCUCAGCUAUAUUGCGAAUACGGAGUGCUGUUACUAAGCACAUAUAUGAUUACUUUGCCUUAAAUAGUUAUACCAACAUCCACAGUCCAGUAUUAACAUCAAAUGAUUGUGAAGGUGCUGGAGAAGUGUUUAAAGUACAGCCUGAUAGUGAGGCUACAAUAAAGGCAAUGUUGCAAGAGAACAAAGACAAAGACUCUGUGUAUUUUGGUUCAAAAACUUUCCUCACAGUCUCAGGCCAGUUGCAUUUAGAAGCAGUGUGUAGAGGAAUGGGUAAUGUUUAUACACUUGGGCCUACUUUCAGAGCUGAAAACUCAAGAUCAAGGCUUCACUUGUCUGAAUUUUACAUGUUAGAAGCUGAACUAGCCUUUUGUGAGACUCUAAGCCACCUACAGGGAGCUAUAGAAGAUCUACUGAAAUAUGUAUUUAUUGAAACUCGCAACACUAAUGAGGCUGACCUCUUUCUGGUAGAUAAACACAACAAAGCUCCAAGUUGGGUAGAUAAAGAGUUUGUUACACUUACCUAUGAUGAAGCUAGACAGAUAUUGAGGAAGAAAGGAUCAGCUUUAACUGAUGAAGGUAUCAAUAAAGAACAGGAGCUGACUCUGGUUGAGUAUUGCAAUGGUAUUCCUGUUUUUAUAGUCAAGUGGCCAAAGGAUAUGAAGUCAUUUUAUAUGAAGGAAUGCUCUGAAGAUAAUACAAAGGUUGAAGCCCUCGAUCUUCUAACACCCAUCACAGGAGAAGUAGUAGGUGGAAGCCUGAGGGAAGAUAGCUAUGAGAAACUUAAGUCCAAGUUACCAUCAGAUAGAUUGAACUGGUAUUUAGAACUUCGCAAAUUCGGUAACAUUCCCACAGGAGGCUAUGGUCUGGGCUUGGAAAGAUUACUUCAAGUGUUAUGUAAUGUCAGUAAUAUUAAAGACACUCUUCCUUUUCCGAGAUGGCCACAUAAUUGCGAUAUGUAGGAUUUAUAAUUAUGUAUUUUUAUUAGAAAUGUAGUGACUAUUUGUUUCAAACACAAUACAUGUCAUCUUGUAAAGUAAAGCAAAAAUGCUUGAGUGUUGUUAAUGUACAUGUAUGUAAGUGGAAUGUAAUUUAUUAAUAAAG
Molecule: messenger RNA, 1633 nt
Organism: Spodoptera exigua (beet armyworm)
Lineage: Eukaryota; Metazoa; Arthropoda; Insecta; Lepidoptera; Noctuidae
Source: the annotation of a GenBank genome assembly